Molecule: messenger RNA, 240 nt
Organism: Penicillium soppii
Lineage: Eukaryota; Fungi; Ascomycota; Eurotiomycetes; Eurotiales; Aspergillaceae
Exons: 1
Coding region: 1-240 (79 amino acids)
Source: RefSeq, a predicted model, not a curated record
AUGCGCUCGCGAUCCGCUAGUAUGUCCGGGUCUUACAACGACCUCAAGUUUAACAGCGAUGCCGAGUCCGACAACGCCCACAACCAGCAGUCUGUCAAUCAAGUCGACCACUCUGUUGUCACCAAUCGUGGUGCACCAGCGCGUCACUCCCUGCGCGAGCGUCAUGCGUGGAACAAGGCGGCCGAUACACCAAGGAACGGAAAAACCGGGUCAAAAGGUCGUUCUACUUCACGACAUUGA